Knipowitschia caucasica is the source of this 2298-nucleotide messenger RNA. The record is from the annotation of a GenBank genome assembly. Lineage: Eukaryota; Metazoa; Chordata; Actinopteri; Gobiiformes; Gobiidae.
AUGGCGGAGCUUAUGUCCGAGGCUGCUGAUCUUAACCCGCCUGUGAACCCGAGCGACACGGCGAUGGCGUGUUUACAGAGCGAGAAAGCCGAGGCCGAGGGGAGUGACCUAAACCUGGGAGAACUGGACCUCACCACUGACGAGUUUAUCCUGGAUGAAGUGGACAUUCAUAUUCAAGCAAAUCUAGAGGACGAGCUGGUGAAGGAGGCGCUCAGAACGGGCGUGGAUCUGCGGCAGUACUCCAAACAGGUGGAGGCAGAGCUGCAGAGGAUCGAGCAGGCCUCCAUCAAAGACUACAUUAAAGAGAGUCAGAACAUCGCCUCGCUCCACAACCAGAUCACAGCCUGCGACUCCAUCCUCGAGAGGAUGGAAGGCAUGCUGAGUGGUUUCCAGAGCGACCUGUCGUCCAUCAGCAGCGAGAUCCAGAGCCUGCAGCAGCAGUCGGUCAGCAUGAACGUGAGGCUAAAGAACAGACAGGCCACCCGCAGCAACCUGAGCCAGCUGGUGGACGAGCUGGUGGUGCCUGGAGCCAUGAUCAGUAAAAUUCUGGACAGUCCGGUCACAGAACAGGAGUUUUUAGAACAACUGCACGAACUCAACAACAAGAUCAACUUUGCCAAAGAGUUGAGCUUCAGGGAGACGCUGGCGUGCUCAGACAUCCAGGACAUCGUGGACCGACUCAAACUCAAGGCUGUGGCCAAGAUUCGAGAAUUUAUUCUUCAAAAGAUUUACGCCUUCCGGAAACCCAUGACCAACUACCAGAUCCCCCAGAACACUUUACUCAAAUACAGGUUUUUCUACCAGUUCCUUCUGGCCAAUGAGAGAACGGUGGCCAAGGAGAUCCGUGACGAGUAUGUGGACACCAUGAGUAAAAUUUACUUCAGCUACUUCAAGUCCUACAGCAGCCGGCUGCUCAAAGUACAGUAUGAAGAAGUGGCAGACAAAGACGACCUGAUGGGAGUGGAGGACACAGCAAAGAAAGAUAUCCUUUUAGUGAAAAGGAAACGCAAAACUAGAACAUUCUGGGUGAAUGGGGAAACAAGCUCUGGAUUCUUUGUGAACUACGCUUUCCAUUUGGAGUGCGUGUGCUCUGCUGUGGACCUUAACCUCAAAGCAGGUUUCUUCUCCAAGCCAUCUCUAAAAAGCAGAAACACCAUCUUCACAGUGGGCCAGAGGGGGAACAUACUGAGCCCUGCAGAGCUGGAGGGGCCCAUCCUGGUGCCCCACACGGCCCAGAGGGGAGACUGCCGGUAUCCUUAUGAGACGCUGUUCCGCAGUCAGCACUUCGCUCUCCUUGACAACGGUUGCCGUGAGUUCCUCUUCCUCUGCGACUUCUUUAUGGUGACGGGGAACUCAGCCCUGGACCUCUUCAACUGCAUCAUGGGAAAAACUCUGGCCAUGUUCCUGAAAAGCAUGUCCACGUACGUGUCCGACUGCUAUGACAGCAUCGCCGUUUUCCUUUGCAUCCACAUCAUCCUGCGGUUCAGAGCCAUCACGGUCAAGAGGAACAUCCCGGCUCUAGACAAGUACUGGGAGGCCGUGCUAGAGCUGCUGUGGCCUCGUUUUGAGCUCAUCCUGGAGAUGAACAUCCAGAGCAUUCGGAGCACUGACCCUCAGAGGCUGGGACUGCUGGACACCCGGCCACACUACAUCACGCGGCGGUACGCUGAGUUCUCGUCGGCCAUCGUCAGCAUCAACCAGACGUUUCCCAACGAGAGGACCAACACCCUGCUGGGACAGCUGCAGGUGGAGGUGGAGAACUUUGUGCUGAAGAUGGCGGCUGAGUUUCCCUCCAGACGAGAUCAGCUCAUUUUUCUAAUCAACAACUACGACAUGUUGCUGAGUGUGCUGAUGGAGAGGGCAGCAGACGACAGCAAAGAGGUGGAGGGUUUCCAGCAGCUGCUUCUGGCCAGGACCCAGGAGUUCAUAGAGGAAAUCCUGUCUGCUCCAUUUGGGGGAAUGAUUGUGUUUGUGAAGGAGGCCGAGGCACUGAUGGAGAAAGGGCAGCUGGACAAACUAAAGAACGAUGAAGCGCGGAUCAGCCAGCUGGUGCGUGGCUUCUCCUCUUCUUGGAAACAGUCUGUGGAGGCCAUGAGUCAGGAGGUCAUGAGGUCCUUCACCAACUUCAAGAAUGGCACCAGUAUAAUCCAGGGCGCGCUGACCCAGCUGAUCCAGUACUAUCAUGGCUUCCACAAGGUCCUGAACCAGCCCACCUUCAGAGCUUUGGCCGUCCGCUCUGAGCUCAUCAACCUGCACCACCUCAUGGUCGAAGUCAAGAAGCACAAGCCGAACUUCUGA